Messenger RNA from Camelina sativa (false flax), 731 nucleotides. Lineage: Eukaryota; Viridiplantae; Streptophyta; Magnoliopsida; Brassicales; Brassicaceae. The record is from RefSeq and is a predicted model, not a curated record.
AAGCGGGACAAAGUAACGAUUUUUUAUACUACUACGAAGUUGCGAAAAAUCCAAAAAGCUCUCACCUUUUCGAUUCUUUAAGUUUUUUUUAGGGUUCUUCUGAGAUAACGAGGUUUGUAGAUUUGGGUAUUUCUCCUAAUCGGAACCCUAGUUUUUGUUAUCGAACCCAAUAACCCACCAUGUCUGAUGAUGAUCACUACGAAGACGAAGAUUAUAGCAAUAACGAUGAUUCAGAGAUCGAAGAGGAGGAGGAGGAAGAGGAAUAUGAGCCCAGAAGUAGCCGCAAAGGAAGCUCAGGGAAGAAAAGAGGAAGAUCAAAUUCUGAUUCCGGUGGUCGUCGUCGGGGUGGGAAAAAAAAGAAGUCUUCGGGUUCCGCGUUCAUAGACUGGGAGGUCGAGGUCGAUGACGACAUCGAAGAAGACUAUGAUGAUAUAGUUCCAGAGGACAAUGGUUUCAUUGUAAGUGGUGAAACUGAACUUCCCACUGAGGAGGAGGAGGAGGAGGAGGAGGAGGAUGAUGAUCAUAGGCAAUUUUACCAACAGAGGUUUCAUCCUGAUCAAGAAGAAGAAGAUGUCGAAGAGUUCGAGAAGAGGUAUAUGGAAAGGCUUACUAGUAUGCAUCAUGAUGUUGAGCUUGAAGAGGUUAACGACGGUUCUUCUGAGAUAACGAGGUUUGUAGAUUUGGGUAUUUCUCCUAAUCGGAACCCUAGUUUUUGUUAUCGAACCCAAUAA